AUGUUUAUGCCGGAAUGGGAUGUACCUGGCGCGACGCCGAGAUACACACCAACUAGCUCAACCUAUUUCAGUACACCUGAGGAUAUGUAUCCGCCAGGAUUUCCACCGAGGGGUCAGUUCGCUGCUAACCCAAAUCGGGAUAUGCCAAGAGGAGACCAAGUUCGUGGAGAAGGCCCGAGUGAGCCGAAUGUACCAGAGACCCAGCAGACUCUUAAGAUGAUUCAAGACCUUUUGAAUCACAUGAUCCAGCAGCAGCAGAAUCAAGCAAAUCAGUCAUCAGAAGAUUCAUCAGACCAAUUCCUAAAAUGGGUAAUGAUGAUGAGAAACCUAGGACUUCCCAAGUUCAAGGGAGAUCUAAACAUGGUCUUAGCAGACGCGUGGAUAAAAGAAUUGGAGACUAAUUUUGAAAUGUCUAAAUGUCCGGAGGAGUUUAGGAGACCAGUCACGGUCAAAUUUCUACAAGAAGACGCUCGUGCAUGGUGGGAUAGCGUGGUUUCCCGCUAUCGAUUUCAGACUAUAUCAUGGGAUAUAUUCAAGAGGGAGUUUGAGCAGAAGUAUUUUCCACCAGAGUCGCGUGAUCGACUGGAAAAUCAGCUCUUGCGUUUGGAACAAGGUGAGAUGAGUGUUCGAGCAUAUGGGAGAGUCAUCACCCGACUACGGAGGUAUUUGUACCAGGGUAAUGACGAUGAGCUAGCCAUGGCUCGGAGGUUCUUUAAUGGACUCAGGCCAGAUAUAAAGGGAAGGUUGCACGCUGUGACAUACCGAAGUGUCGCAGAAGUGGAAGAGAGAGCAGUAAGUGUUGAGGAGGCCAUUGAGUCGGAGAAAGAAAUUAUGGCCCAAGAGAAAAAGAAAGAACCCGUGCAGCAGACUAAAGUUAUGAAUUCCUGGAAGGUGAAUCAAUUAGGACGAAAUUGGGGUGUAGGUCGUGGUAAAGUUAACAUGACUGUUAACCAAGGAGGACGUGCAGUGAAUAACAUGGAUCCCAGGGGAUGCUAUGUGUGUGGUCAAGUUGGGCAUUUUGCUCGAGCUUGCCCGACCGUUGUGGAAACUAAGAAUACGAGAACAUUACUUGUUGGUGGUAACCCCACACAUGUACUGUUCGAUUCGGGAGCGUCCAAUAUUUUUGUGACUCCCGAAGUGGUUGACAAGUUUGGAGACUUGUGUGAGGAAGAAGAAGUGAACAUCAACGUCUACACCGCUGGUAAUCAACCACCUUUGAAGACGAGAAGAUGGCUUAAGGAAGUGUCGAUAGUCUUGCAGGAUACAAACCUCCCGGUGAAUCCUCUAGUGAUGCCGUUGGAGAGGUUUGAUGCUAUUUCGGGAAUGGAUUGGUUGUCGGAGCACCAAGCCCAUAUAGACUGCAGUAGGAGCAGAGUUAUAUUUGAAAAUGGAGGUAGGACACCUCUAAUUUUCAAUGGAAUUAGCCCGAGUAAGACGGCGUACUUCGCAUCAGCAGUGAGGAUCGGAAGUUCGUUUGAUGAAGAAAGUGUGUACUUAGUCACUCCUACCGCCAUGGGAGGAGAUGACAAAGAAGGUUUGGGAGUUGAGGACAUUGCCAUAGUUAAGAACUAUGAGGACGUGUUUAAGCCAUUGGAAGGAUUGCCUCCACCAAGAAGCCAUCCUUUCACUAUAAAUCUUGAGCCUGGAGCUGUCCCUAUUGCUAAGGCACCGUAUCGCAUGGCACCAUCCGAGUUGGCUGAACUCAAGACUCAGUUAGAGGAUUUGUUGGAGAAGGGUUUUAUACGACCGAGUUCAUCGCCAUGGGGAGCCCCAGUGCUAUUUGUCAAGAAGAAGGACGGAAGCAUGCGUUUGUGUAUUGAUUACCGAGGAAUCAAUAACAUAACCAUCAAAGACAAGUAUCCGUUGCCACGGAUUGAUGAGCUGUUAGAUCAACUCAGAGGAGCAAGUUGGUUUUCGAAGAUUGAUUUAGCCUCUGGCUAUCAUCAAAUCUCAAUUGCGGAACAAGAUGUGAUGAAGACUGCCUUUCAAACAAGAUAUGGCCAGUACGAGUUCGUGGUGAUGCCGUUUGGACUUACCAACGCGCCAGCAACAUUCAUGCGGUUAAUGAAUGAAGUCUUCCAUGAUUAUUUGGAUCAAUUCGUGAUAAUAUUCAUCUAUGACAUCCUUAUAUACUCGCGGAGUGCGGAGGAGCACGCGGAGCAUUUGAAGAAAGUAUUGGAGAGAUUAAGGGAAAUGAAGCUGUUCGCAAAGUUCAGCAAGUGUAAGUUCUGGCAAAGAGAGAUUGGAUUUUUAGGACACCGAGUUUCGGAGCAAGGCGUGUCCGCUGAUCCAGAAAAGAUUGCCGCAGUUUAG
Messenger RNA from Camelina sativa (false flax), 2313 nucleotides. Lineage: Eukaryota; Viridiplantae; Streptophyta; Magnoliopsida; Brassicales; Brassicaceae. The record is from RefSeq and is a predicted model, not a curated record.